CCCCUUUCCUCUGCCAAACCUGCCCCAUAUUCAGAGGUGGAGCUGAGCUGGAGUCUGCUCCACAGCCCUCCUGUGCCAUCGGCAGGGAGUAGGGAUGGGAUACCUGAGCCCUGGCUAUGCCGUCCGGUCCCUGGGCUGGCAGAUGUCGCCUCCAGGAAGGUGUUUGUCCUACGGCAGGAUUGUGGGGGAUAUGGGGGUUUAGGAUGUGUCCCUGGUCCCUAGAGCAUCACCUGAACAGCUCGUUCCCCCCAGGCAGGGGCCGGAGAAAGGACUCUGCUGCCCGCCAGUGCCGCUCAGGGAGCCAGGGCAGACGGUGCCUCUCCCCAUGGCAGCCAGGCCCCCACGUAACGCCAGCCAAACUGGACACCCCGGUCCCACGAGAGACCCUCCCCAGCCAGAGCCCACCCGCCUGCCAGCUCCAGCCCAGCCCGGACUCACCUGUCACUGCCUGUCCCCACAGCAGCCCCGUGUCCCCCCGGUCAAACACGGGCACACGCCGCGAUGCCGCGACCAUCACCGAGCUGUGCAGCGAGGAUGUCCCCGAGGUGGAGAUCAUCAGCCUGCUGGGCGAGCAGCUGCCCCGCUACACGCUGCGGGCUGACACCGUGUUCGGCUACGACCACGGCGACUGGCUGCGAGCCCCCAGCGGCCCCCCGCAGCCCGUAGCCCCCCUCACCCCCCAGCAGAUAGAGGAGACCCUGCAGUAUUUCCUCCUGUGUGCUGAGCGGGUGGUCAGGAUCACGAAGACCUACCACGAUAUUGACGCUGUCACCAACCUGCUGGAUGAGAAAGAGAGGGACCUGGAGUUAGCAGCACGCAUUGGGCAGUCCCUGUUGAAGCAGAACCGGAGCCUGACUGAGCGCAAUGAGCUCCUGGAGGAGCAGCUGGAAUUGGCCAAAGAGGAGAUCGCGCAGCUGCGCCACGAGGUCUCCAUGCGGGAUGACCUUCUCCACUUCUACACCACCACAACGGAGGAGAGCGAGCCCACCACCACCCCCUCCACACCGCUGCGCAGGCACGAGUCCUCGCUGUCCUUGCAGCAGUACUUCCAGUACGACACCUUGCAGCAGAAACUCAAGUGCUUGGAGGAGGAGAACCAGAAGCUCCGGAUGGAGGCCACCAACAUCGCCACUGAGACCUGUCAGUACGAGGACCAGGAGCAGCAGCUGAUGAUCGACUGCGUGGAGCAGUUUUCCGAAGCCAGCCAGCAGGUCGUUCAUCUGUCGGAGGAGCUGGCGCGCAGGGCGGAGGACGCGGCACGGCAGCAGGAGGAGAUCAGCCAGCUCCUGGCACAGGUCGCGGACCUGCAGCAGAAAUGUCGCACGUACGGCUCCGAGGUGGAGGAGCUCCAGCAGCACCUGACCGCGGCCAAGGAGGUGCAGCAGCAGCUCCGGAUGGAGCUGCGGGAUCUGCAGGAGAAGUACGCGGAGUGCGGCGGGAUGCUGCAGGAGGCUCAGGAAGAGGUGAAGAGCCUGCGGAGCCGCAGCCUGCCCAACAGCACCGUGAGCCGCUACAGCUCAGCCAGCCUCCUGCCCGUGGACUCGCUGGCGGCUGAGAUCAAGGGGAUGAUGAGGAAGAGGACAGACAGCUGCUCCUCAGACUACAAGAGCUACCAGCGCGUCUUCGAGACGGUGAAGGCCGUGAACCAGGCAGCCAAAGCCAAAUCUUGCUCUGAGUCUCCCCACCAUGUUCCAGGCUCCAAGCAGUUGUCUGCUGCCCAUUCUGGGGGGGCCAGCACCCCCCACACCAGCUGUGCCGGCUCGGAGGAUGCCCAGGCCGAGGGGGCCGGCGAGGAGUCCCGGGCAGCCCCGGGCCGGCAGGACCUGGAGGCGGCCGUGCAGAGGCUGUCGCUGCGGCAGCAGAGCCACGUCUCCGAGGAGCGAUCCUUCUUCGAGGCCGAACGGGAACGCAAACUCUGGCGGCUGAGAGAUGGGGCGAGCUCCAGUGGCUUCCUCACCCCCGAGGGCAGCGUCGUCUCUACUGGGACCAACUACUCGGGGGGCUCGGACCUCACCGCCGGCUCCAGCUUCUCCCUCGGCUCCCUCACCUACUUACCCGACAAACUGCAGAUCGUGAAGCCGCUGGAAGGCUCUGUGACACUCCACCACUGGCAGCAGCUGGCACAGCCCAACCUGGGUGGGAUCCUGGUGCCCCGUCCCGGGGUGCUCACCAAAGACUUCAGGCAGCUGGACACAGACCUGGAGGAGGUGUACAGUCUCAAUGACCUGGAGGAGGAUGAUGUGGACACCAGCUCCUUCCAGCUGCUCCCUACCUCAACACCCGCCAAAGCCAAGGAGCGCCCCAGGGUGUUCCUCUCUGUUAACAACCUCCCCCAGACCCAGUCUACCUUCACCAUCACCACCUGCCACAUCCUCCACCCCACCACUGCGAUCACCACGGUGACACCCAGUCUGUAUCAUGCCGUCGUGCCUUCUUGUGGGCCCUUUGAGGGGCUGAGCCUCAGCAGCCCCUCACCAGAGCAGACUCCCCCCACACUGGCGCUUGGUCCUGGACCCCCGAGCACCCCCAUGGGACUCUUCAGGCUCUUGCUGGGGCGAGAUUCCCGCUUGGCACCAGGGACUGGAUCACGGUGGGCCCCCUCACUCCACUGCCAGGACCCUCAGCAUUCUGAGUCACAGCCCCCCCGAGUGCCCAGGGGCCAGGACGGACCCCGACCCAGGAGCAGCAUCUUCAGCUGGAACCUGAUGGAGAAGUUGCAGCGCCUUGGGCUGGACAAGGUGGUGGCCAGAGGGGAGAUGUCCUGUGCCCGGCCAGGGCCCAGAGGGGCCUGGGGCACCCAGAAGUGACGCUGCUGCAGAGCCCCCAGGCUCAGAGUGAGACACAUCCUCUUCCUCACCCAUCCAUGGGGAAAUGGAGACAGGACAAGCUUCAGCCUCAGCUCCCGGCGCUGCCCCAGGUCCAGCAGUGCUCCUGGCACCAGCCUGGGGAGCUUUGCCUCGGCUGCAAGGACAGAACCCGGCACAGCUCCCCACCUGUGGGGGGUACAGGGGGUGCUGGUGACCCUGCCCCUGCUGGAGGAGUAUGGACCCUUCACAGGAGCCAGUUUCUGGCAAUAAAAACUGUUCCUGCUUCUGCUGAGCCUGUCUGUGGAGCGAGGGGCAGCGUGGCCCGUUUGGGGCUGUCCAGAUGCUGCAGAGAAGGGCGAUGCUCAGUCUGGGCUCGGGUGUGUCCUGGGGCAACCUACUGGGGCUGGGGGAAGACCCCUGAACCCUGGGCUGGGCCCCUGGCCAGCACCUGGACUGGACUGGCUUUCAAAGGGAAUGGUGGUUUAACUCUUUCCUGCCCACUGAAUAGCAAUAGUAGCAGCACCCACAGCUUGGGAUGUUUCUGGGGGUGCAUCUGUUGCUCCUCCCAGCUGUGUCCCUCUCUCCAAGCUGUGCCCCAUCCCCUGGCAAAUAAAUGUGAAUUCACAG
Poecile atricapillus (Black-capped chickadee) is the source of this 3434-nucleotide messenger RNA. It is a transcript of the gene HAP1, whose product is annotated as huntingtin associated protein 1. The transcript is spliced from 16 exons. The record is from RefSeq and is a predicted model, not a curated record. The coding region runs from base 117 to 2807 and encodes 896 amino acids. Gene Ontology annotation, molecular function: signaling receptor binding. Gene Ontology annotation, biological process: anterograde axonal transport of mitochondrion; neurogenesis; neurotrophin TRK receptor signaling pathway. Lineage: Eukaryota; Metazoa; Chordata; Aves; Passeriformes; Paridae. Gene Ontology annotation, cellular component: dendrite.